Camelina sativa (false flax) is the source of this 2181-nucleotide messenger RNA. RefSeq names its product putative serine/threonine-protein kinase PBL1. Gene Ontology annotation, molecular function: ATP binding; protein kinase activity. Gene Ontology annotation, biological process: protein phosphorylation. The record is from RefSeq and is a predicted model, not a curated record. Lineage: Eukaryota; Viridiplantae; Streptophyta; Magnoliopsida; Brassicales; Brassicaceae.
CUCGCACUUUCCCAAACAGACAGACUUGUUUAGUUUCCUCCCCCUUCUUCUUCUUCUUCUUCCCAGAAAUUUCUCAUUUAUAUUUUGUGCAUAUCUCUCUCUCUCUCUCUGUAGCUGCAGUCUCCUUAGAAUUUUCUUGGGUUCUCUUUGUCUCUUCCAGGUGAAAUUGUGAUUUUCUCCUGAGUUUAUUAUAUGCAUUCCAAGGCUGGAGUUUAUGUAUAUUAGCAUCACAAACAGAUAUUAAAAGAUUGGAAAAAAAGAUGGUUUUGGGUUGUUUCCCUUUGAAGAGCAAGAAGAAACGAGGCUCCGUGUCUAUGAAGCGGUUUGAUCCUGAAGAAAGCAAGCCAACUGCUUUACCUCAGCCACCCAACAUUGCAAGUCGUAGUUUACAAUCAGCUCCUCCCAGCUUCAGAACUCGAGUGAAGCCAAUUCUCUCUACUAAUGGUGGAACCGGAGAUAUGAGUAGCCGGGCAAGAGUGAUGUCUGCUCCUUCAAGCAUUCACGGUGCUGUCGAACGGGAUCUUCUUGCUGGAGUUUACCAUGACGAGCAAGAUGACCAACCAAGAGAUGCUCGUCCUUCUACUAAAGAAUCUAGUCCUCAACCGCUUCCGCUGCCAUCGCCGAAGACUGGCUCGUCAUUGAAGAAUUGGGGAAGCUUCAAGUCCUUUAAUGGAAACAGCGGUCGGUUAUCCGCAUCGGGAGCUGUAUCUGGACCUUUGCCUUUGCCACCUAGCGCGUCUGUUAGGAGCUUCUCAUAUGAUGAAGUGGCUGCUGCGUGUAGCGCUUUUUACUCUGACCGUUGUGUGUUGGAAGGUCUUUCAUCUGUUAUGUACAUGGCUUCUUUUGGUGAUGAAGCUUCAACCUCUGGCUUAAAGAAGGUCGACGCAACUGUUGUGCGACUUAACGUAACCACUCAGAGUAUCAGAGAGUUCAUUAAUGAAGUGAACACAUUGGCCUCGCUGCAACACCAGAAUCUGUGUAAACUGGUAGGCUAUCAUGCCCGUGACGGUUUGGACACUAGAAUGCUGGUGUACGAGAGGCUUGCUCACGGUAGUUUGGACCGGUUGCUGCAUGGGAGAUCAGAUGGUCCUCCACUUGAUUGGAACACUAGGAUGAAGAUUGCUCUUUGCGCAGCUCUAGGUUUAACCUUCUUGCACGAAGAAGGCCCGUUUCAGGCAAUGUACAAUGAAUUUUCUACUGCUAAUAUCCAAGUCGACAAAGAUUUCAGCGCCAAGCUAUCAGGAUACGGUUGUGCAGGCCAUGCUCCAGAGACAGAGACAUCAAACAGUUCAGCACUUGCGAAUCUCUCGGUCGAGACGAUAGAGAGAGGGCUUUUGACACCGAAGAGCAACGUGUGGAGCUACGGAAUAGUUCUUCUUGAGAUGCUGACGGGGAGGAAAAACAUGGACGGGGCUUACCCGAAAGAAGAGAGGAACUUGGUGAAAUGGAGCCGAGCUUUUCUAGCAGAUGACUGCAGGCUCUCACUUAUCAUGGAUCCUCAGCUUAAAGGUCGGUUUCCGGCGAAAGCAGCAAGGAGCGUAGCGGAUAUAGCACAGAAAUGUCUGCAGGUGGAGCCAUCAGAGCGUCCAACCAUGAGAAACAUUGUGGAUCAACUGAAAGUCAUACAGGACAUGAAGUACUCGUGUAGGUUUCCGUUAAUAGAACCAGCACCUGUCGCUGCAAGGAAACAUAUGGGAAGAUCAAGCAGUCUCAACACCAUUAUUUGGACCCCAGCGUCAGUGCCACCAAGGUCGAGCUUUUCACCCUCGCCGCCACCACGACAACCGUCGAUUUCACCCACAAGGGGAGGAACGGUCAUGUUCCCACCAGUGUUUCCGCCACGAGCUUGUUCAUCGUUGGAGGAGAUGGCCAGGGAAGAGGUUCGGAGAUCGUCUUCAGCCAGUGGUAGGAGAACUAGUCUGGAAGGGUUUUGAUUUGUUCAUAUCUCUCUCUCUCUUCUUUCUUCUUUUUCCUAUUUGUUUUUAUAUUUUUGGCGUUGAUUUGUUUUUUUUUGGAUUCCAAAUAUAUUAAAAAGAAAAAAAAAAAGUUUUUUCUUCUUUUUUUUUUUUGUUUUUGCGUUGUUUAUAAAUCCGGACAUCGAGAGAGGGUUUAUGCUGUUGUUGUUGUACAUAAUAAUCAACAUUUCUUCGUCUUUAGAUUUUAAUAAUCAACCUUUGUACA